Fusarium falciforme is the source of this 777-nucleotide messenger RNA. RefSeq lists its product as hypothetical. NCBI's taxonomy places the organism in Eukaryota, Fungi, Ascomycota, Sordariomycetes, Hypocreales, Nectriaceae. The transcript has a single exon. The record is from RefSeq and is a predicted model, not a curated record. Bases 1 to 777 code for a protein of 258 amino acids.
AUGGCGAUAUUGAGCCUUUGGCCUCAUCAUGACUUUUCCUCACCAAGUGUUCAUUGCAUGACAACCAACCCACCAUUCUCAGUUGCUACACACGGGAUAGAAUCAUCGUUUCUCUCGAUCAAUCACGAAACUUCAGAAAAAGAGGCCGAAAUGUCCUACCCGGCGCAGGACUUGCAGCCAAACACCCUGUACCUGACCAUCUCAACACCUGAAGCACCCGCGAGCGCCAUCGCACACAUCUACGAUGUCGACAUGACCUGGCUCCAAGGCGCCCUGGCCGCACCCAUGGAAGGAGCCGACAACUUUGAAUGGGGAAUCUACUGGCAUCGAGGCCACCAAGACGGAACCUGGUACAUGAUGCACCGCGCUGGCGACCCUGAAUUGCCCACCUACCAACUUGGCCUCAAGAUGAAGCACCCCUUCAAGAGCAUGGAGAUGAGGCAGUCUCCCCGCCUCCACCACCACGUCGUCGGACUCAUCCGUCUCAUGCGAAUCACCGACCUGACUGGUCUUGAAAUCACGACCUAUCUCGACUGGCUCGCACCCAGGGCCGCCAUGAAGGCGCAGCGGAGCGUCAUGUGGGCGAUGACGGUCUACGGCCGGACGAGGAAGCACGUCGCCAAGGCGCGCGGAAUUUGUGAGCUUGGAUUCGAUACCUCUGGGUUGAUCCGCGAGUUGCUGCAGUUUGCGCAUCGUGAGAUUUGGUAUUCGUUGGCUGGACAGCUGCCGCGUCCGAUCUUUCAGCCGCCUGUCGGAGUUGAGAAGGAGACAGCUUGA